AUGGGUGUGAGUGAAGCAGAAGAGAAUGACGUGUUCAUCAGUUCUGGUGAAAGUGUGUCUCUGUCCUGUAAUGAUGCUCUUCAUCAAUGCUCCUCAACUACAUGGAUCUACAAUAAUUAUACAAGAUCAUCUAGAGUAGAAGUGUUUACUGGAGGAAUAAAGAAGAAUAACACAGAGAGAUCUGAGAGAUUGAGUCUGACAUCUGACUGCUCUCUCAACAUCUAUAAAACAACACAACAUGAUGGUGGACUUUACACCUGCACACAAUAUGUGAAUGGACGUCAUCAUGGACCUGAUUCAGAUGUUUAUCUACAUGUUCUUCAUGUGUCUUCAUCAUCAUCAUCAUCAUCAUCACAGACUGAGAUAAGAGCAAACACACCUGUCACUCUCUCCUGUCGGCUGUUUACAUAUGACUGUGAUUAUAUGUUCAGUUAUUAUGGAUAUCAGCUGGUGUGGAUGAAUCAGACUGAUGUUGAUCUACAGACAGACUCCAGAUAUCAGAUUAGAUCAGAUGAACUCUGUCUCAUCUCUCUGACUACAACACUCGUGAAUGAAGACGACAACACAGAGUUGAGAUGUGUGCUCAAACACAAGAAUGACAUCAAGACCUCAGUCACAUAUACUGUCAGAUUUACAGGUAAGACAUCACUCUGACAGGAGUGUCCUGAACUCAAAGUGACUUCAGUCAUUAAACUCUGUACUGAUGAUGAAGAAAUGACAUAAACAUGAAAUAUGAUUGUGAUGUUCUACAGUAUGAUGUCUCUGAACAUUCAUCAUCUUCUACAGAUUCAAACAAGAUUCUAGUGACCACCACAAACCCUGAGAGAUUCUCAACUCUUAACACAACAGAAACUACACAACAACAAGGUACAUCAUCACCGUCUGUGUGUUUGUGUGUGUGUGUGUUUCCACAUUAUGACUCAUCUUAACUAAACUUUGUUUUUUACAGCAUCAU
Molecule: messenger RNA, 955 nt
Organism: Triplophysa dalaica
Lineage: Eukaryota; Metazoa; Chordata; Actinopteri; Cypriniformes; Nemacheilidae
Exons: 3
Coding region: 1-654 (217 amino acids)
Biological process (GO): positive regulation of ERK1 and ERK2 cascade; interleukin-15-mediated signaling pathway; T cell activation
Cellular component (GO): membrane raft; external side of plasma membrane
Molecular function (GO): MHC class II protein binding; protein tyrosine kinase binding
Source: RefSeq, a predicted model, not a curated record